AUGGUCCACUGGGCCACCCAGUGGUUGACAUGUGUCUGGCUCCAGACUGUCCUGGUCUCCGCGUUGGACACCUGUCCCUCCACAGCCCCUAGCCCUGUCAACUUCUCUGUGGCCUACACCAUGCCCUUCUUCCAAACAAAAAGCCCCAUCCAAAACAUAGUGACCAACUCAAUGUACCAGGAAGUAUAUGUUGCAUCUCAGAAUGUGGUCGAAGCUGUGAACAUGAGUUUGGAGAAGGUGUGGGAGCUUCCUACAGGCCCUGUGGGCAGCCCUGAGUGUAAGAUUUGCAAUUUGUGUGAUGUUGACAAGGAUCCCAACUUCCUAGAGAACACUGACAAUGAGGUAUUGUUGUUGGAUACGUUCUUUAUGUAUUUAUAUUCUUGUGGGAGUUCUCAAUAUGGUGUGUGCCAUUUUCACCAACUUAAGACAGAUGGACAAGCACCCAAUAAGAAUUCUUCAAAAUGUUUAUUCAGAAAAGAAUCUAACUCUGCUGCCUAUUGCCCUGACUGCCUUGCCAGCCCGCUGGGAACCAAAGUCACCAUGGUGGAGGAGGGGCAGACUGUAUACUUUUUUGUGGCUGCCACUGUCAACGACAGUGUUACACAGAGAUAUGGCAGGAAGUCCAUAUCAGUGCGCCGACCAUUGGCAACAGAAGAUGGGUUCUACAGCGACGUCCGGGGACUGACCGUUCUGCCUAGCCUGCGCCGGACCUACAACAUUGAGUAUGUCUACAGCUUCUUCACCCAGGAGUUUGUCUACUUCCUGUCUGUCCAGAGAGAGAGCCCUGACCAGGAGUUCUCCCCGUUUCAGACUCGGCUGGGCCGCCUGCCGAGGAGCGAGUGGGAGAUGAGAAGGUACCGGGAGGUGGUUCUGGAGUGCCGUUUCGAACCCAAGCGGAGGAGGAGGAGGAACCCGGUGAGCGGGAGCGAGGCCUUUAAGGAUGUGGUUUACAAUGUGGUGCAGGCAGCCCACUUUGGAAAGGCAGGCAGGGAGCUGGCAGAUGAACUAGGGGCAGAGGAAGAGGAUGACAUCCUGUAUGGAGUGUUCGCUGUCACAGAUGACAACGGGGUCACAGAGCACGACUCAGCCCUCUGUGCCUUUCCCAUGGACAACGUGAACAAGGCUAUCGAUGACGGGGUGGAUGACUGCUGUAAGUCCGGCCCAGAGCAGCUGUCCCGGGGACUGUGCCACUUCCAGGCCUGCGAGAGCUGUCCUCAUGAGAGCAUGGAGAACAACGCCACCUGCAGGGACCACCCCAGCAUGGUGUCUAAGCCUUAUUACAGAGUGGACCUCUUCAACAAGCAGAUGAAUGAUGUCCUGCUCACCUCACUGCUGGUCACCACCAUUGAGAACAAGACCGUGGCACACAUUGGCACCUCCACUGGACGGCUCCUGCAGCUUGUUUUGAGAAGAUCAAGCCCUACUAUCUUUGCUAAUUACACCUUGGUAGAGAACCAGAGGGUCUCCUCCAUUGCUGCUGUGUACUCGUCAGAAUCUCUACUGUUUGUGGUUGGAGACAAGGUGAUCCAGGUACCUCAGAGGGGGCCAGGCUGCCAGCACUUCAUGACCUGUGCAAUGUGCCUGAUGGCUCCUGAGUUCAUGGGCUGUGGCUGGUGCUCUGGAGUGUGCUCUUGGAAGGAGGAGUGCAGUGGCCGCUGGAGGAAUAAGUCUUGCCCCCCUGGUAUCACCGGGUUCUUUCCCAAGAUGGCUCCCCCUGAUGGUCAGUCAGAGCUGACUCUGUGUGGCUGGGAGUUCCAGUCUCCCCUGAGGCCUGCCAUCAGCUCCAGAACCCACCUGGUCAGACUGGGACAGACAGCCUGUGCUGUGCUGCCACUGAAGAGCAACAACACACACCUGGUGUGUAAGAUUCGCUCUGGGGCCAUUGAGCUGUCCAAACCAGUUAACAUCACUGUAGAGGUGCAAGAGGGGAAGGUGGAGGGCCGCUACUCCAUCGACGGGAAAGCAGAGAUGCCAGGAUUUACCUUUGUGAUUCCCAACAUCACAGAGAUCCAGCCCAACUACGGGCCUCGUGUUGGGGGAACUUUGAUCACUGUGACUGGGCCUCACCUGGAUGCUGGGAAGACCAGAAGGGUCACUCUGAAUGGAGAGCCCUGCCCAAUCACCAGUGUCACAGCGCCCAGAGGGAACAUGUCCUCCAUCAUCUGUCUGUCUCAGCCCAUCUCGGAGGUGAGGGACGUCCCCCUCAGUGUGUUCAUAGACAAGUCCCCCGUCCUCACCACCAAGGUCUUCUACUACAAAGAGAACCCCGAGGUCACAGCCGUCCUCCCAGACUGCAGUUUUGACAGGGGGUCAAAGAUAAUCAUUGAGGGGAAGAACUUGGACUCUGUAUACAGGACCAUCAUCCGCUUUAGGCCCAAUGAGAGCCACCUGAAGCCUGUCACCAGAGAGUGCAAAGGCAAGUCGUUGCCCACACGGAUGGAGUGCAUAACCCCUGCUUUCCCCCGGGAAGAGACAGAGGAAGGGGAGCUCUCCUUUGAUAUGGAUGGAGCUGUUGGACUGUGGAAUGGAGUGUUCUCCUACCACCCCUAUGGCGAGCCAAUACCCUUUGAAACUGAGGGCCAUGUACUUAGGCUGUAUGCUGGACAAGAUGAAGUGUCACUACAUCACCAGAAACUGAAUCUUGUGAGUUCCUGCAUGACAAUCACUAUGACAGUGGGAGGAGUGGAUUGUGACGCGAAGGUUCUGGACAAUGAAAUCACCUGCAGGAUCCCUAGAAACGUAACCAUCAGUGGACUGCCUGUGAAGAUCUCCAUCAAUGGGCAGGUUCACAACGUUGGGACUGUGGUCCUGGUCAGUAACCACUACAUGGUGGGCAUCGUACUGGGGAUACUGGGGGCCCUGGUGGCGGGGGCCGUGCUGGCCUUCGUAGUCAUGAAGCACCUGAGGAAGCAGAAGAAAGCCUCUCAGGUGGAGACCCGUUUGGCCCAUAACCACAACCGCUCCGGCAGCAGUAGUGUGGAACUGUCACCUGUAGGGGACUACAGAAGAGUCCUGCCUCAGAGGCCAAGUUCGGCUCUGGGAAGCCCAGUGGUAUUCCCCAGCCCGGCCUAUGCUGCAGGCAGCAUGGACCCCACCCUCAACCCCCUCAUGCCCCCUGAGAAGAUCUCCAUCUCCAGCUUUAGACCAGAGCUCCUGGAGGAGGUGAAGGACGUGCUGAUCCCAGCAGACAUGCUCAUCGUCCAGCACCACCAGAUCAUCGGCAAGGGUCAUUUUGGCACAGUUUACCAUGGCUACUUCACAGACCAUAACAACAGAGAAAUCCACUGUGCUGUCAAGUCAUUGAACAGGAUAACAGAUGUAGAAGAGGUAGAGCAGUUUCUGAAGGAGGGCAUCUUGAUGAAGGGGUUCCAUCACACCAACGUUCUCUCUCUGCUGGGCAUCCUGUUGCCUCAGGAGGGGCUCCCCCUGGUGGUACUACCUUAUAUGAAGCACGGGGACCUCCGCCACUUCAUACGCUGUGAGAAAAGGAACCCCACGGUGAAAGACCUGAUUGGCUUUGGGCUUCAGGUUGCCAAGGGGAUGGAGUACUUAGCACAUAUGAAGUUUGUGCACAGAGACCUCGCAGCACGCAACUGCAUGCUGGAUGAGUCGUACACAGUGAAGGUGGCAGACUUCGGCAUGGCCAGGGAUGUGUUCGAUAAGGAGUACUACAGUGUUCAGGACCACAGGAAGGCCAAGCUACCAGUCAAGUGGAUGGCCAUUGAGAGCCUACAGACACAGAAAUUCACUGCCAAGUCAGACGUAUGGUCCUUUGGGGUGUUGAUAUGGGAGAUGUUAACCAGAGGAGCAAGCCCCUACCCAGAGGUGGACCCCUAUGACAUCACACAUUACCUGCUGAAAGGCAGGAGACUCCCCCAACCACAGUUCUGUUCUGACCCUUUGUAUGCCAUCAUGCUGCAGUGCUGGGACCCAGACCCAGAGAUGAGACCCAGCUUCGCAACGCUGGUGUCUGCUGUCCUGACCAUCCUGUCUGGCCUUGAGGGGGAGCACUACAUCAGCCUCAAGGUCACCUACGUCAAUCUGGACCAGCCACGCCCCUACCCUGCCCUCACAGAGUCCGCAGACGAGUGUGAUUCCUCAGACACUGAAGACACACGCUCAAUGUCCUCCUGA
Salvelinus namaycush (lake trout) is the source of this 4134-nucleotide messenger RNA. Its product is annotated as macrophage-stimulating protein receptor-like. Gene Ontology annotation, cellular component: membrane; signaling receptor complex. The record is from RefSeq and is a predicted model, not a curated record. The transcript is spliced from 20 exons. NCBI's taxonomy places the organism in Eukaryota, Metazoa, Chordata, Actinopteri, Salmoniformes, Salmonidae. Gene Ontology annotation, molecular function: ATP binding; transmembrane receptor protein tyrosine kinase activity; protein binding. Gene Ontology annotation, biological process: nervous system development; multicellular organism development; cell surface receptor protein tyrosine kinase signaling pathway. Bases 1 to 4134 code for a protein of 1377 amino acids.